Molecule: messenger RNA, 4137 nt
Organism: Pieris napi
Lineage: Eukaryota; Metazoa; Arthropoda; Insecta; Lepidoptera; Pieridae
Product: sorting nexin-29-like
Exons: 12
Coding region: 306-2225 (639 amino acids)
Molecular function (GO): phosphatidylinositol binding
Source: RefSeq, a predicted model, not a curated record
AAGAUUACAGAAUGAUUACAGAAAGUUGCUAUAUACUUGUAAGAUAAAAUUUAAUUUUUAUUCAUAUUAGUUUAUUUAUUUACGUUUUGUGAGUGUUUUAAGUAAAAAUGAUAAAAAAUUAAAUUCUGCAAAUAAUAGAAAGUGGAGUAUUACAAUUAUAGCUACAAAGGAUUUUACUUAAAACAGUUGAUCUGCAUGAGUCCUCUAUGUAAAUAUGCUAUCCUUGCACAUAUGUAAUUGCAUUGAGUGACCAUGAUGAAUGGAUAAUUUUUAUCUUCUUUACAAAUGUAGUCUUAAUCAUAAAUAUGACUACAAAUUUCUUAAACACUAUAACAAAUGCUAUUGAAAAUAGGGAGGAGGAAUUAAAAAAGAGGAAAGAAAAUGCUAAGCUAACCCUUAAAGACCUUAUUCUUUGUAUUGAAAACUGUCAAAGCCGCUUUGGAGGAAAAUCUGAAUUAGCUACAGAAGAUGAUAUAAGAAUAGUCAACCUGUGUGAGAAGUGGGAAAAAGUUCUAAGCCACGGUUUAAGGACAAACUUGUCCAACUAUACUUUACAAAAUUUUGUUACCGCUGGCCUGAAUUUCAAUUUUAACAUUAUUAAUGUUGGUAAUUCACUAUGGAGCUAUUCUUGUCUGCACUUAACAAAACAUGAGAAAGAGAGAUUCAAGAUUUUAACAAAUAUAAACACUCCAUUAGGUUACUUUCGAAGUUUCCUAAGAGCUGCUUUAAAUGAAAGAUCUUUAGAAAGAUAUCUACAAAGUUGGAUUUGUCAUGGACUUUUAUUGGAAUAUUAUGAUGAAGGAGCUAUUGUUCGUAGCGCCGAAGCAAACCUACUUCCUAAUAUGGCUGCAGGGUUAUCAACAGUUUUAUUCGCGUUAUCUAUCGACAGAGCCGAGUUAAAUGAUUCACAGAACAAUAGCCAUAUGACCAAAGCAGAACUCGUUAUACCUCUACCUACACCAGUGAAACCGUCUCAUACAAAAAGAAAACCCUUGAGACAAGUGAUAUCUUUCGACAAAGAGAGAAAGAAUAAGGGAGAAACGCCGACUAAAAGUCCCCCAAUAGAUGGCGUGGCCGAGUCGUGGAACAGCGCGCCAGCCACUUGCUUGAACUCUCCUGAUCCUCAAAUGGCACCCCCCACAGCAUCGACGAGUGAACCGACAAGCUCUGAUUAUAAAACUGGCAUUCGACACUUCUUCCCAGAUGGAGUUAAAUCUAUUGAGAGCCCCUUACAAAUACUAUCAAAGCUAUCGGAAAGCGCGAAGGAAAUCUUCAUGAGUUCAACUAGUAUUGAAAAGAAUCGAGAUGACUCAUCAGAUUUAAGCGUGAAUUGUUUAAAGUUAUAUGAAAGCGAUAGUGAGGAAGUGGGUGGUAGUAUAGACGGAAGUACUUCGUGCUUGGAACUCUGUUUUACAGAGGAUGAGAGUGUACCCGAUGAGAAAACAUUGGAUUCUGUGUUGGAAUGUAGAGAAAAGGAGUUCCUAAGCUUACAGCUUAAGUAUAACCAAAUCGAACAUACAAGUAAGGAUAAGAUACAGAAGCUGGAAAAAGUUGUGAUAGACCUUAGCAAAGAAAACGAUAAACUAAAAGAACAGUUGAGGAACUAUAUGUCAGCAGUGGAAAUGGGAAAAGCAAUGAAAACUAGUAAUGGACAGGAUGAAGAAAUAACUCAGUAUGAACGAAAAUUAGUACAGGUAGCAGAAAUGCAUGCUGAAUUAAUGGAAUUUAACCAACAUCUACAAAGACGAUUGCAAGACUUGGAGAGUACAGGGCUAGAAAUUCUGGACUGUCCGGAAUCCAAUGUUAAAGUGUACAUCCCCAGUGCCUUCCUCGUUGGGAAGAAAACUCACUCCUACCAUGUUUAUCAGAUAUACCUUAAAGUAGGCCAGGAAGAAUGGAAUGUGUACCACAGAUACGCCAAGUUCUAUGAAAUGCAUACGCAACUCAAGAAAUGUCAUCCCGAUAUCGCUAAUUAUAAGUUCCCACCGAAAAAGACGUUACGGAAAAGGGAUGCAAGAGUGGUUGAACAGCGACGCAUCGCACUUCAAGCAUACUUACGUCACGUGUUGCUCGUGUUACCAGAGCUCAGAGAGUGCACGAGUCGUUCACAACUCAUCACUCUUCUGCCGUUUUUUGGUACAUCAUCAACAGUUAAAGAGAACGGCGUAAAUAUCGUCACCCGUCAACAUUCCAACGACUCGGCGUCUACUUACGACCCGAUAUGAUCAUUGUGCGUAAAACAGAAUAGACAAAUAAUUAAAUAGAAAUGGUGACAUACCAAUCAACAUACUAUACAUUUUUAAACAUGUAAGUAUCAGUUGCUGCUGCUGUGUUCUCCUAAAUUCAACAAAAGGCCCUUUAUAUGAGGAAGUAAGCUGUAAGCCUUUGUAUGAGGUAAUGUGUAGCCAUGGUUCCGGUAAUCAAUGGCAAAAUUGUCAGUACAAGAUUUGACCUUGACUCGGAGACAGCUAAAUUGUAAGAUAGAAAUGGUAUUUUUAUAAUUAGGUUAAUAGUGUAUUAGUAGUUACAAUGGUCAGAUCCGAAUAGGAAAGAACCUUCAUCUAAUUAUUUAAAAAAUAUCGUACAUUCGCUCGUUGACGAUUUUUUAUUGUCCUUUGUCAUAUUAAAUAAAACAAAUUUAAUAAAUAUUUGUGAAAAUAAGUUGUAUAUAUUUUGAGUUGAGUUGAAUUCGGAUUUCAAGGGGCGGCCAGAUUACCGAGUAGGUAAUGCUUAAUUAAAUGAUUAUACACACUUUCGUAAACAGUUAAGCUAUUUAGUAGCUUGUCAACAGUUGUGUGAAGGUUCAAGGGCGGAUCUAGUAUAACCGACAGGAGGAUGAUAGUCAGUUUAAAUAUACAAUGUACUAGUGAAAUGGCCAAUUUGUGUCGUUUUUACAGAUUCUAUAAAUAUCCUUUUUUAACAGUACUAUUUAACACUGUGCUGCAACAAUUUUUGCCUAGAGUCAGGGGGUCUUAACCCUCCAUGAUCAGCCUUUGGUUCCUGUGCGGUCUUUUAAAUUUGUUCUUACUUGAAAUAGCACUCUUUGAACGUUAAACUUGCCUUAAACCAAUGAGCAAUAUCGUAUUUAAAACAAGUUCAAAUAAAUUCAGUCAUUCAGAGUUAUGAACUGACAACGAUAAAAAUAGCUAUUAGUCAUAUUAGCUUUUUAAUAGUGUGAUAGUUAUACGUUAUUUAGAGUAGCCACGUGGCAAGAUUUUUAUUUUGGUGAAUUAGAUCAAAUAAUAACAAUUGAAUAUAUAGUUAUAAAAUAAUAAUUUGAGUCGAAAAAUUAUUUUUGUCACGGAUAGUUCAUUUAUCGAGGAAUGCUAUAUAAUAUUACCGAAUUAAUAAUAAAUAAAACCACGACGCAGCACUAGUAUAUUUAUGAUUCAUGAUUAUUAUAUUAAAUUAUUGUAUAUUUUAUAUCAGACAAGAUUUCUUAGAACCAAAUAAUUAUACGCUUUAUUUAUGUUGUUAAAUGUUUCGAGAAUAUUAUUUUAAGUAUUUUAACAUAAAUCUGUGAUAACCGAGUAGCGAAUGUUCAAAAAUGUGAAUCUAAAAUAUCAUGUUAUAGACUAUAUUGUUUAUAAGGCUAUGAAUUUAAAGUUUAAGCUUUUGUUUUAAUGAAAUAAUUCUGUAACCAUCGACAUUAUUUAGGGCUGUUGAAGUAAUUAUUAUUUCUGUUAUUUUUGUAAGUUAUAUUGCUCUAUAUAUUAACAAUAUUAUACGCUGGACCCAUAAUUCAAAUAAUUAAACUAUGAAUACGCUAUUGUGACUUAUCCUAAUAAAUGUUUAUUUCCUUGUUAAUAAAAAAUUAAUCAGUCUAUGCACUAAUUUGACUUAAGUCACCACUUUUCUCUCACCAGGCUUAUUGUUUGUCACAAAAAGACCAUUAUGUAUUCAGUUUUAUGUGGGCCAGUAUGAUCUUUAAUUGCUUGGUUCAAUAGCUACGAAGUGUAAAUGAAACUACAUUUUUAGUUAUCUUGACUGCUUCUUAAUGUAUUCUCACAUUCCAUUAUUUUUUAAUACAUCUACUACUUUUUCUAUAUAUUCAUGAUACUUUAAGAGUUUUAAACACGUCAGGAUUGUGUAAUUUAUGUGAAUAUUUAUUGUUAAUACACAAAUAUAAUUCUAUUA